AUGGUGGCUACAACAACUCUAGAAUCAUGUGCAUACUACUGCUAUGUGCCAAGCAUGGCAGUUGCAGCUAUGUUCGCAGCAAUUUUCGUCCAGUCAACACUUCUACACACAUAUCAAAUUUCGCGAUCAAAGACCAAGUUCUUCAUCCCCAUUGCAGUUGGAGGCUUACUCGAAGCAAUCGGUUAUGCGUGCCGCUUAAUCUCACACUUCGAAUCACCAACUUUCUCGGUUAUUCCUUUCGGCAUUCAAUACACCUGUAUUCUCGUGUCUCCAACCAUCAUGGCAGCAGCAGUCUACAUGUACUAUGAGCAUCUCGUCAAAGCCGUCGGCGGUGAACCACAAUCUCAAAUUCGCCUAAGCAGAUUCCAAAAGAUCUUCCUCUUUUUCGAUUGUUUCUCCGUCAUCAUCCUCAUCGUCGGUUCCAUCUUUCGCCUCAUGACUAAUUUGCCUGUCAGUUGGAUCAGACUGGGUAACAGACUUGUCAUGAUGGGUUUGGGCGAACAACUAGUCUUCCUUGCCAUCUUUGUCUUCACAGUCGCGAAGUUCCAAUACAAUAUUUCGCAGAAUCCCACAGAGCGCAUCACCAGAACCGUAUUCCUGAUUAUCUUCGACGGAGUGUUGAUGCUUAACAUGAUGUUGCUCUUUCACUAUAUUCAUCCCAGUGAGAUCGCCGCAUUCGAAACCUUCUACGCCAGUAACGGAGCUGAUACUUCCCGUCCUUACUUUGCGGGAAUGAAGGUUUGGCAGGGAAAGAGAUUAAGUCGGGAUGGUAUGAUGGAGGUCUAG
Molecule: messenger RNA, 786 nt
Organism: Botrytis byssoidea
Lineage: Eukaryota; Fungi; Ascomycota; Leotiomycetes; Helotiales; Sclerotiniaceae
Exons: 3
Coding region: 1-786 (261 amino acids)
Cellular component (GO): membrane
Source: RefSeq, a predicted model, not a curated record